Penicillium macrosclerotiorum is the source of this 984-nucleotide messenger RNA. Its product is annotated as guanine nucleotide exchange factor SDO1. The transcript has 2 exons. Gene Ontology annotation, biological process: ribosome biogenesis; cytosolic ribosome assembly. The record is from RefSeq and is a predicted model, not a curated record. Lineage: Eukaryota; Fungi; Ascomycota; Eurotiomycetes; Eurotiales; Aspergillaceae. Bases 1 to 984 code for a protein of 327 amino acids.
AUGCCGAUCAAUCAACCCUCCAACCAGAUUAAAUUUACAAAUGUGUCGAUUGUCCGGCUGAAGAAAGGAAAGAAGCGAUUUGAACUGGCGUGCUACAAGAAUAAGCUGCUUGAAUACCGAUCCGGCGCAGAAAAAGAUCUCGACAACGUUCUUCAAGUCCCCACCGUCUUCCUCUCCGUAUCAAAGGCGCAGACAGCCCCAUCCGCUGAACUGGCCAAGGCAUUUGGUGCCGACGCACCCCGGGAUGAAAUUCUACAGGAGAUCUUGCGCAAAGGCGAAGUGCAAGUAGGCGAGCGUGAGCGCAAGGACAUCCUGGAGCGCGUUGAGAAAGAGGUAUUGGACAUCGUCUCCGGCCGGCUUGUUGAUCCUACCACCAAACGCGUGUAUACUUCGGGUAUGAUUUCCAAGGCACUAGACCAACUCAGUUCAGCCAGCGGUCAGCAACAAGGUGGAGAGGAUGGGACAGAGGAACAACCCAAGAAGCCAGUCUGGACAGGAGUCUCCGCCAAUCGGUCGGCGAAGAGUCAAGCCCUUGAUGCCAUGAAGGCUCUUAUUGCCUGGCAGCCGAUUCCUGUGAUGCGGGCUCGCAUGCGUCUUCGAGUGACAUGCCCGGUGGCGCUAUUGAAGCAAUCCGUGAAGGCUGCGCCAGGCGGUGCGGCGCCGAAGGAGGAGAAGUCCGCAUCUGGCUCGAAGGGCAACAAGAAGGGAGGCAAAAGCUCUAAGAAAUCCAAGCGGGAUGACUCUGAUGCCGAAGCCGGCGGAUCGGACGCCGAGGUUGCUUCCAAAGCUGCGGGGACCGUGAAAGACAAAAUUUUGAACUAUAUCGAGUCGGUUGAGUCGCAGGAAACCAGUGGCGAUGAGUGGGAGGUGGUCGGGUUCGCGGAACCCGGUGCUUUCAAGGGAUUGAAUGAUUUAAUCGGCAAUGAGACUCGGGGACGCGGACGGGUGGAAGUGCUGGACAUGUCGGUGACCCACGACGAUUAA